UAAAAGUGUGUCUCAGCAGCCCUGGUCCAGCCCUCUGCAGGCAUUUGCUGUGGGCUCCAGGACGAGCACUCCAUCAGCUGGUGCUUCAGGGCUGGGACAGUGAAAAUGUUCAGUGUCAUCGGCGACAAAUACAUGUACAGGGGACCCCAAUAGGCAGGCUGGUGUGUCGGGGAGCAGGAAGCCAGGAGUGAAGUCCGACAGAGGUGUGUGCAUACAUAUACGUGUAGCUGGACACAUGUGCGCGGACUUGAAAAAGCAACUUUAGUUUUGGUUUUUGUUUUGGUUCCUGGGGUGAACUUUCUAUUGAACAUUUUUCCCUCCUAUUUAAUUUUUUUUUUUGCAUUUUUAAAAAUUUGAAUAUAUAAAGUGUAAGAAUCAAACCUUUGAAAGACUGAGGCGUGCAGCAGACGGCAGAUGGAUCCUGUGGCCAGCAGCUGCAUGAGGAGCCCCCACCCCCCAACCCCUGUCUGGGGCUGCCUUCGAAAUCCCCACUCCGAAGGCAGUGGGGCCUCAGGGCUACCCCACUAUCCGCCAACCCCGUUCUCCUUCCACCAGAAACCAGACUUCCCGGCGACAGCAGCAUACCCCGACUUCUCAGCCUCCUGCUUGGCGGCCACCCCGCACAGCCUUCCCCAGGAGGAGCGCGUCUUCACUGAGCAGCACCCUGCCUUCCCACAGCCCCCUGACUGGCAUUUCCCUGUCUCUGAGACCCGGCGCAGGCUCAACCCAGGCCCAGCUGGGGGCUCCAGGGAGAUGGGGGCCAGCAGCCCAAGCCUGGUGGACAACACUGGAGGCCCAGGCGAGGACUACGAGGUCCUUGGGAGCACUGCCAAUGAGACGGAGAAGAAGUCAACCAGACGGAAAAAGGAGAGUUCAGGUCAAAGUGUGGUUCCAGAACCGAAGGAUGAAGUGGAAGCGCGUGAAGGGGGGUCAGCCCAUCUCCCCUCAUGGGCAGGACCCCGAGGAUGGGGACUCUGCAGCCUCUCCAAGUUCAGAGUGAGAUUCUCCAUGGAGACAAAAAGACUGAGGACUGAGCCCCCGACCCAACUGCUCCCACCCCAACCCCACUUUCACCUUCUCCCACCCACCCCAGGGCAGCGUCUCCACAUCUUGCAGUGACUCUUGGAUAUGAAACUGCCCAGCAUUGCUGGGAGCCGUGAAGUUUCCCAGAAAGUCCUGUCCAGCAUUGCUCUGUCUUAGCAGCUCCUUCCCCAGGGCCUUUGCUUUCCACAAGUCUUGUGGAAUCAUACAGCAGCCAGACCAGACCCAAGAGAAUCCAGGGAACAGCUCCAAGGACACUGCUUCUCAGGGUCUCUGGCUGCUUCCCAUACCUCUUCCUACCACCCCCCUCCUACACCAGCCAGGUCUCUGCCAGGUCUGGACUCCACCUGGCCUGCUGGGAGAGUAACUCGUGAAAGCUAAUACUUCACAAAAAAGGAAACGACUGACACACACAGACACAGACACAGACACAUACACCUCGACCACCUUUCCUUGCUGGGCUCUAUAUCUGAGGCUUUGGGGCCCCUGGAUUGUCCCAAAACCCCAAGGAAAAUUAGUGUGAGGAGGGUUGAAGACAGAAACUCAGCUACUACAAAUAAGAAAGCAUCCCUGUCUCCAAAUUUGUUGGCUGUUAGGUGGGCGAGUUUAUGAGCGCCGACUGGAAGAAGACAGUUGCAAAAACAGCCUGGUGUAGGUCUCUGCAGUCCCAUACAGGCCCAUUUACAUUGGCUUAACUGCGGGGGUGGGGUGAGAAUGGACCCAGGACACCACCUGCUUUUUCAAAAUCAAUUCAGGAAUACAGCUGGGACUGUUGAGCAGCGCCCCAGAGCAACGGAGCAGCUAUUCCUUUUAAAUCCACAAUUUCUGGAUUGCAAAACUAUCCAGAUGCUCGUGUUAUUGAGUUGAGGGCCGCAAAGUGUCCCCUAUGUUCUGAGGAUGGAGAGAUUAUCCUAGGGCUGCUGGGUGAAGGCCUAGAAAUGCGGAACCCUGGAGAGGAAGGUUCUCCAGCUGCAAUGUCCUGUGUUUUCAAAGGAUUCUGACUGCAAAUGAGGACCCAAAAAAAAGCAAUCCUUCUUUCUCCAAGGGGUGCGUUUGAGCCUAUCUGAUGUAUUACACAAAUGCUGUUAUUAUGGGAGGAGCUACUAUGUUUAUAUGUGUGAACUGCCCACAUCCUCUGGCAUGACACUCCAGGACUGAUGGCCAGACAUCUUAGGGCAACUAAAGUCUUGGAGCAAGACCCCCUGCCUGCCCCAGUGCUCUGUCUCCCAAUGCCAGUUGUUGUUGCAGAGGGAGGUCAGCAAGAGUUUGGAUCUCUUGUAUGUAGAUUUAAUCAUGCACUUGUAAAAAGAACCCCACCUCCCAAUCCCAAAAGGACUAAUGUUGUGGGAAAUGAUUGCCAAAUGAGAUGGCUGGUUAGAGCAUGCGUAAUUUUUUCUAAACCAUACUUCAUGUAUUUUCUUAAGAUUACAUCAAGUUAACUGUGCAAGGUCAAUUCACUUAGUAAGAAAACUCUUGGAGAAAUAAAAUCAAUAAAAAAACAAAGUUCCCAGGCCUUUUUCCUUACAGCGCUAAGAACCACAGCUGUGUGUGCAAUCCUCUGAUGCUCGCAUGAUGAUUGGCUAAUGUCUAGAAGCAACAAAAAAGAAAAAAUCAUCUAGAAUAAGGUAUCCCCCUUUAGGUUUUUCAAAAGGUGGGGGUGCAUAUGUAAUCAUUGCCCUCCCCCGCCAAAGAAAACCUUUUCUCCCAUGCAACUACAUUGUCUUUAUUUCUCAUAAAAUUUUAGCUUUCUGUUUCCCCAAACUAUGGCUUCUCAAACGGUCAAAGUUCUGUAAACAAAAAAUGAACUCUUCUGUUAAUAAAGGCAUCUUGACUAAUCAUCCCAAAUUUUUAAAUUCAAAGUCUGGAGGUUUUGUUCUUCAGGGUAAAACAACAUACAC
Messenger RNA from Hipposideros armiger (great roundleaf bat), 2939 nucleotides. RefSeq names its product mesenchyme homeobox 1 (gene MEOX1). The transcript has 2 exons. The coding region runs from base 415 to 1119 and encodes 234 amino acids. Gene Ontology annotation, cellular component: nucleus. The record is from RefSeq and is a predicted model, not a curated record. Gene Ontology annotation, biological process: somite development; positive regulation of transcription by RNA polymerase II. Lineage: Eukaryota; Metazoa; Chordata; Mammalia; Chiroptera; Hipposideridae. Gene Ontology annotation, molecular function: DNA-binding transcription factor activity, RNA polymerase II-specific; RNA polymerase II cis-regulatory region sequence-specific DNA binding.